AUGAUGUUCACCGAUGGUCUAGACGAAAACGCGAUCCAAUGGAUCAAGCAGGGAACACAAGCUAAAGAAGAGUCUCCCAUAAAGUCUCCUCUAACAGAGAAAAUUACAUCUGACCCAUUUCCAAGAUCUCCUCUUUUGAGCAGUGGUAACAGUCUGAAUUCUUCAGUUUUGCCUCCAUUGAAGUUUCACUCUGCCUUGUUGGCUCCUCGGAACCUUGCUUUUGGUUUUGGUGAUCAUGGCGGGGACAGUGAUGAAAGCAUGGCUUCAUCCCCUGAGCAUGGAAAUUUCUCUGAGGAGGAAGAAGAAGUCUCUGGUCCCAAUAACCUUGAUUACUCGGAUAGGCCAAUAGCACAGUGUUAUGAUGAGGAACAACUGUUUGGUUGUAAGCUCGUUAAACCUGAAGGGCACAAUGGGAUUCUGAAGAGAGGUUUGGCCAAUGAAAAUCUAACCAUUCAAGUUCCAAACUGUGUCAGAAGAUUUACAGAUGGAGAAUUGGGUUUCAAGAAAUGUGUUCAAAAGAAGCUGACUCCGUGUGGGGGGGUUCAGCUUCAAAAGCAACAUCACCAGCGUAAUCUGAAUUGCCUUGAUGACCCAAUUGAAUUUGGCACUCCAAGUGCUCCUCCUAUCAUUGGUGAUAAUUCAGAAGGCUCGGUAAGAGUAACGAAUGAAGGAACUGACCAUGGAUCUUGGCCAUCAAAAGAAUCAAUGGAUUGUGAUGGGAGAAGUGAGAGUUCAAUUGAACAAAAACCCAAAAUUUUUGUAAAAGCCACUGAGACUGGUGAAAGUUCUUCCUUAACAGUUGCCAUGUCCUUUUGUUGCAAUAGUCAAUAUGCCUGGCAAACCCUCAUCACUUAUGAUGCCUGCAUACGUUUAUGUCUUCAAGCAUGGGCAAGAGGCUGCACUGAGGCACCAGAGUUUUUAAAAGAGGAGUGCCUGGCUCUUCGAAGUGCCUUUGGAUUGCAUGAGUUCUUGUUGCAACCUCGAGGUGUAAAGCCAUUUGAAGGCAGGAAUACAAGGAAUUCAGAACAAACAAUUCCCCUGAAGAUGAAGAAGGUUGUAGGGAAAAUAAGAGUGGAAGUGAAGAAACUUCGCAUUAUACCAAGACGAAAACUUAAGAACACAAUUUCACAGCGAGGAUCAAUCUACAUGCUAGCUGGGGUGGAGUAUGUCCAGCAUGUUUCAUCACUUGUAAAAGUUGGCAUAAAUUCUAUGAAGUUAGCCUCGUUCUCAAUGACAUCAGAAGAGCCACUACAUUGUUUAAUCCGACUUAAGAGUACAACAGAAGAAAAUGAUUCAGAGCCAUGUUCUGCAAUUUUUUUGCGCCCUGGAAGUGGAGAUUACCAUGAUUUUUUCCCAUUGAACCAAGGGGAUGCUUUACUCGUAGAAGUCCAAGAUCCUAAAAAGGCAAUCCACGGUGAGGCCAGAAUUCCAAUUUCAUCCCUCAGUGAUAAUCCUACUGACAGAAUUCAGUGGUGGCCAAUAUAUCAUGAUGAACAUGAAUGUGUUGGCAAGAUCCAGCUCUCCAUUGGCAGGACAAUGACAAGCGAUGAGAACAAUCAUAUAAAGAGUGCACCUGUUGUGGAAACUCAAGCUUAUGAUUUGUUGUUGGAGGGUGCCAUGCGUGCACAACAUUUCCACUCCCGAAACUUGCGGCUAAAUGGGCCUUGGAAAUGGUUGUUAGAUGAAUUUGCAGAUUACUAUGAGGUUUCUAAUUCAUAUGCUAAAUUGAGAUAUCUAUCACAUGUCAUGAAUGUGGCAACUCCAACCAAGGACUGCCUAGAGCUUGUGAGAGAGUUGCUUGAACCCCUAAUAAAGGCCAGAAGUGACCGGAGUCUGACCAGGCAGGAGAGAAGUAUACUUUCGGAUUGUGAAACUCAAAUUGAAAGUCUUCUGGCUACUGUUUUUGAGAAUUACAAAUCGCUAGAUGAAAACUCACCUACAGGUUUAACUGAUCAUUUUGGGCCAGCAUUUGAUUCUGCAGCACCGGCCCUGGAUCCUGCCGUACAAGUCUAUUGUAGUCUUCAUGAUAUACUGUCUCUAGAUGCUCAAACUAUUCUAAGAAACUAUCUGCAGACUGCAGCAAGAAAAAGGUGCAGAAAACACAUGAUGGAGACUGAUGAAUUUGUGUCAAGCACUUCUGAAUGUUACCAAAUGGAUACCGUUACCUUCUCAACGGCAUACCUAAAGAUGAAAAACCUUUGUGUUUCUAUAAGAAAUGAAAUUCAGGCAGACAUAAAGAUCCACAGCCAGCAUACAAUCCACCGUCAGCAUAUAUUCCCCAGCUCCAUUGACCUGACAAACAUCACAGCAGCCGUUUACAGCACGGAGCUGUCUAAUAGGCUGAGAACUUUCCUUUCUGCAUGGCCACCAUCGAGUCCACAGACACAUGUGAAUGAGCUUCUAGUUGCAAUUGCAGACUUUGAACGGGAUCUUGAGUCAUGGAAUAUAAGUCCUGUGCAGGGAGGUGUAGACUCCAGAAAUUUAUUCCACAACUAUAUCAUGGUGUGGAUACAGGAUAUGCAACUUAGUUUGCUUGAUUUAUGUAAAGCAGAAAAGGUGCCAUGGGCUGGAGUAAUCACAAACCAUUCCACCUCCCCAUUUGCUGAGGAAAUGUAUGACAAAGUCAAAGACAAUCUUAUCCAGUACGAAGUAGUAAUCAGUAGAUGGCCUCAAUACUCACUUUAUUUGGAAAGUGCUGUUGCAAAUGUUGAAAGGGCAAUCAUGAAAUCCCUUGAGAAACAAUACAGUGAUAUCUUAACUCCUUUGAAAGAUAGCAUACCUAAGAGACUUCACUUGCAAGUUCAAAAGCUGGCAAGAAGACAAUCAGCUACUGUUCAGUUGGUUCCUAAUCAAUUGGGAAUAUUCUUGAACACCAUCAAGAGGAUUCUUGAUGUCCUCCAUUGUAGAGUGGAAGACAUCCUAAAUUCAUGGGCAUCCUGUCUCCCUGUCGUGGUAGAUAAGAAGACACUGUUUGGAGAGCAAAUGAACGGAAUCACUGUUCUAUUGAGAACCAAAUACAAAACUUAUUUGCAAGCAAUAAUAGGGAAUCUUGUCAACAAUAUGCAAGCUAAUCGGAGCACACGGCUGAAAAAGAUCCUUGAGGAAACAACAGAAGCAGAUGGAGAGGCAGAAAUCCGUGAAAGAAUGCAGUUGCUGAAUUCACAACUCAUUGACUUUAUUUCCAACCUGCAUGAGGUCUUUACUAGCCAGAUCUUUAUAGCAACAUGUCGUGGAUUAUGGGAUAGGAUGGGAGAGAUUAUUUUGAAAUUUCUCGAAGGGAGGAAAGAAAACAGGAUAUGGUACAAUGGAUCUUGCUAUGCUCUUGGGAUAUUGGAUGACACAUUUGCUUCCCAGAUGCAAAGAUUGCGAGGAAAUGCAUUGCAAGAGAAGGAUAUUGAGCCUCCUCGCUCGGUGAUUGAAGCCCGCUCUAUUCUUUGCAAAGACACAACAAAUACAACCGACCCAUCUACUUACUUUUACAUAUAG
Gastrolobium bilobum is the source of this 3486-nucleotide messenger RNA. RefSeq lists its product as uncharacterized. Bases 1 to 3486 code for a protein of 1161 amino acids. The transcript is spliced from 21 exons. Lineage: Eukaryota; Viridiplantae; Streptophyta; Magnoliopsida; Fabales; Fabaceae. The record is from RefSeq and is a predicted model, not a curated record.